Molecule: messenger RNA, 2566 nt
Organism: Pistacia vera
Lineage: Eukaryota; Viridiplantae; Streptophyta; Magnoliopsida; Sapindales; Anacardiaceae
Product: inorganic pyrophosphatase TTM2-like
Exons: 12
Coding region: 332-2326 (664 amino acids)
Cellular component (GO): cytoplasm
Molecular function (GO): ATP binding; kinase activity
Source: RefSeq, a predicted model, not a curated record
UUUGCAAAUUGUGAGUUAGUUAAACUCCAAAUUUUUAAUUAACAACACCGUUUCUCUUUCCCGUGACUGUGAGGGAGACUCCUUCCAGUGUCACCAGAUUCUCAAGAAUUCACACUCCCCCAAAAACCAAGCAAAUAUCUCUCUGAAAAUCGCAUUCCUUUCCUCUUCCGGAAACAAGACGGUAAAGCCAUAAAAGAAACCAAAAGUAAAAUAUUUAAAAACUGUAUUAGUAUUCUUAGAAUUAUACAACUCAAAUAAAAGCACUUCUUCUUGUUGGUGAACUCACUCAUUGUCAGAAAACCAACUCGUGGAAGCAAGAGAAGGUUUUUCAAUGGCUCAAGAUACUUCUAAUGCUGAAUCACACGAGAAAAAACCAGGUCUCUUAAAAGAUCAAGUCCGGUUAGUUAAGAAAAAGGACUCCGAUCGAUAUGAGAUAGUUCCAAUCCAAGAUCCUUUGUCAUUUGAGAAGGGUUUCUUUAUAGUUAUUCGUGCAUGUCAAUUGUUAGCCCAAAAGAAUGAUGGAAUUAUACUGAUCGGUUUAGCUGGCCCUUCUGGGGCUGGGAAGACUGUUUUCACGGAGAAGGUUCUCAACUUCAUGCCUAGCAUUGCUGUCUUAUCUAUGGACAACUAUAAUGAUGCUAGUCGACUUGUUGAUGGAAACUUUGAUGAUCCACGCUUGACUGACUAUGAUACAUUGCUCGAGAAUGUCCAGGACUUAAAGGCUGGAAAGUCAGUCCAGGUUCCAAUUUAUGAUUUCAAGUCUAGCUCUCGGACAGGAUACAGGACCAUUGAAGUCCCAAGCUCCCGUAUUGUUAUUAUUGAGGGCAUCUAUGCUUUGAGUGAAAGGUUGCGACCUUUACUGGAUCUUCGUGUAUCUGUUACUGGGGGGGUUCAUUUUGACCUUGUCAAACGAGUUUUACGGGACAUACAACGUGCUGGCCAAGAACCAGAAGAAAUAAUCCAUCAAAUAUCUGAAACGGUGUAUCCAAUGUACAAGGCCUACAUUGAGCCAGAUCUCCAAACAGCUCAUAUAAAAAUAGUAAACAAGUUCAAUCCUUUCACUGGAUUCCAGAGUCCCACUUAUAUUUUAAAGUCAGCGAAGAAUUUGUCAGUGGAUCACAUUAAGUCUGUUGUUUCUGAAGAACAUACAGAAACAGAAGAGCAGACAUAUGACAUAUAUCUACUACCUCCUGGUGAAGAUCCAGAAUCUUGCCAAUCAUAUUUGAGGAUGCGGAACAAAGAUGGAAAAUACAGUCUCAUGUUUGAGGAAUGGGUGACAGAUAUCCCAUUCGUCAUAUCGCCACGGAUUACUUUUGAAGUCAGUGUGCGUCUUCUUGGUGGGCUUAUGGCCUUGGGAUACACGAUAGCAACCAUCCUUAAAAGAAGCAGCCAUGUGUUCUCUGAUAAUAGGGGAGUGUGUGUGAAAAUUGAUUGGCUAGAGCAACUUAGUCGCCAAUAUAUUCAGGUGCAAGGGAAAGAUCGGUUAAUUGUAAAAUAUGUUGCAGAGCAGCUGGGUUUAGAAGGCUCAUACAUUCCUCGCACCUAUAUAGAACAAAUUCAACUGGAAAAGCUUGUAAAUGAAGUUAUGGCCUUGCCAGAAGAUUUAAAGUCGAAGCUCAGCCUAGAUGAGGAUCUUGUUUCAACCCCCAAAGAAGCUCUUUCACGGGCCUCUGCUGAUAGGGUUGCCAUGAGAAAUAAGAAUCUCCAAAGUGGUAUGUCACGGUCUUAUUCAACACAAAGGGAUAAAGCUCUGUCGAAGCUUAUGAGCUUAUCUAUGAAUAAACAGAGGUUUGUUGAUAGAAGUGGGGAGUCACAGACUAUGCUAGCGAAUCAGGGAGUCAUCACUCAGCUUUCAGAACAGAUCUCCUCACUAAAUGACAGAAUGGAUGAGUUUACAACUCGUAUUGAGGAGUUGAAUGCCAAUUUAACAAUCAAGACAAAUUCUACCAGCCAACAAAAUAUGGCUCUCCAGACUGAAGUGUGCAAUGGCUCUGCUCCCACAAAUUACUUCAUUUCAGGUUUAGGAAACGGUUCCUUGACUGGUUCUAGAAUGCCUAAUUCCUCAUCAUCCUCCCAGUUGGCUAAGGAGUCGCCUUUAAUGGAAGAGAUAUCAGGUAUUGCACGGGCACAACGUCAAGUCAUGCAUCAGUUGGAUAGUCUCAGCAAUCUUCUUCGCGAGAGCAUGGGGGAGAGAUCUCGCCAAGUAAAGAAAACUGAAAGAAGUAUAACUGCUGAUGUUGAACCCAUCAAAGUUCGUCUUAUUUUAAGUUUGGCAAUUGGUGGUUUAGGAAUCUUGUUGUUUAAGGGCUAUCUAACCCGAAAUUGAUUGAGUUGUGAAUAUUAGUUCACCUUUUUAAGCAAAAAGUGUUUUGAAUGCCACCCUUCAGCACGGGAAGACAGUCAAAACUGAUUGACCAUUUGUUUUUAGGGUAGAGAGUAUUUGAAGCAGCAAAGAGUAGUUUUCAAGGUCUCUUUGAGUUCUUCAAAGAAGGGAUGCUUAAGCAAAUUUUGUAACUCAUUUGGCAAUGUUUUAUUUGUUACUUACAACCUUCUAGAGAUAAAUUUA